AAUUCUUACUGGGUACGACAACAUUUCAUCUUGAAACAGUCAGCUGCUCACUUCUUAAAGGAGAAGAGAUCUGCUUUUGAACUUGCUCUUUCAAUGUCAGAAACUGCUUCUGACAUUACUAGUAGUGAAGAAUCUGUGGUACCUUUCGUUUAUGUGGGGCAGUUUGCUCGUUUGCUUGAGCAAGUAGAUGGUUUUGCUAUGCAGCCUCUUACUGAUGAUGAGUACACACGUUACACAAUUGCAGAAGGGAAAAGAUUCCAAGAUUCCUUUGAAAUCAUUGCUUUGCUGAAAAAAUCUUUUGAAUCAUACGGGAAUCUUAAAGUCCGGCGGAUGGGUUCUCUUUGUGGAUUCCAGAUAGGUAGGGAAUAUUUUGCUAUGGAUGAUUUCAGCAAUGCAAAACAGUUUUUUGAUGAUGUUGCAAACUUGCAUAGACAAGAAGGAUGGGUCUCUUUGCUGUGGAAUGUCUUGGGCUACCUACGAGAAUGCUCAAGGAAACUUGGCACUGUGAAAGAUUUUAUAGAGUAUUCUCUUGAAAUGGCUGCAUUACCUGUAUCAGCUAGCACAGGUAUUCAAUCUCUUAGUUUUAAAGAAUGUGGUCCAGGUGGUCCUGCAAGUCUCUCAGGGAGAGAAAGUAUUCACAAGGAAGUUUUUGGACUCGUAUGUGGUAAAACUGGGCUGGCUUCACUGGAGGAUGAAAAUAAAUUCAAACUAACUGGAGAUAGUCCACUUCAUCUUGAGAUUGAUCUUGUCAGUCCCCUUAGAUCAGUACUUCUUGCUUCAGUUGCUUUUCACGAACAGAUAAUUAGGCCUGGUUCUUCCUCCUUGAUUACGGUCUCACUUCUAUCUCAGUUACCCCUUGCCUUUGAGAUUGAUCAAUUAGAAAUCCAGUUCAAUCAAUUUCAGUGUAACUUUGUCAUUAUAAAUGCUCAAAGACCCCCAUUAGAUGCAACAUCUGGAGAUCGACAGGGUUUUCAAAUAGAAAGUGCUGUUUCUCUGGCACUUGUUACAAAUAAGUGGUUGCGCCUGACAUACAAAAUCACAUCUGGUAAAUAUGGAAAGCUUGAAUGUCUUUCUGACAUUGCAAAAAUACGACCGCACUUCACUAUCUGUUGCAGAGCUGAAAGUCCUGCUUCGAUGGAUGAUUUACCUCUUUGGAAGUAUGAAGACUGUGUGGAGACUCUUCCAACAAAAGAUCCUGCUCUAGCAUUCUCUGGUCAAAAGGCUAUCCAGGUGGAAGAACCGGAACCACAAGUUGAUCUUGCUCUUGGUGCUUCUGGGCCUGCAUUUGUUGGAGAGGACUUCAUGAUGCCUGUCACUGUCACCUCCAACGGGCAUGCUGUCUACUCUGGCGAGUUGAAAAUCAAUUUGGUGGAUGUUAGAGGAGGUGGCUUGUUUAGUCCAAGAGAAGCUGAACCAUUCUCUAUGGAUAGUCAUCAUGUUGAACUUGUUGGUGUUGCUGGACCAGAAGGGGAAGAUGAAUCUGAACUGGGUCCUGACAGGAUUAAGAAAAUUCAACAAUCUUUUGGAUUGGUUUCUGUUCCUUCUCUGACAAAAGGGGAAUCAUGGUCCUGUAAACUAGAAAUAAAGUGGCACCGGCCGAAACCAGUUAUGCUCUUUGUAUCAUUAGGCUAUUCUCCUGACAUUAACGAAGUAAAUCCACAAAAGAUUCAUGUCCACAAGAGCUUACAGAUUGAUGGGAAGACUGCUGUAGUUAUCAGCCACCGCUUCAUGUUGCCUUUCCGCCAGGAUCCAUUACUGCUCUCAAGGAUCAGGCCAGACCCCGAUUCAGAUCAGAUGCCAUCUCUACCUCUGAAUGAUGCCAGUGUACUUGUUGUUAGUGCCAGGAACUGUUCUGAGAUUCCUUUGAAACUACUCUCCAUGUGUAUAGAUAUGGAUGACAAUGACAAGGAAGAGUCUUGUUUGGUGCAUCAGGGAGGUGAAGACCUUACAGGCUCUGCACUUGUUCCAGGGGAAGAGUUCAAAAAGGUUUUCACUGUCAUCCCUAAGAUGGGUUUGUCAAGGCUCACUUUAGGAACAGUGCAUUUAAAAUGGCAAAGAUAUUCAAUGACAGAAGAUCAAUCUAAUUUUACCAUGUUAAAUGAUUGGGUUUCAACUAAAUAUAAACUUCCUGAUGUAAAUGUGGAAGUAUCGCCCCUGGUUGUGAGUUUGGAUUGUCCUCCUUAUACUGUCCUCGGAGAUGCAUUUACAUACUCCAUCAAAGUCCGGAACCAAACUCAGUUGCUUCAAGAGGUCAGAUUCACAUUGGCAGAUGCACAAUGUUUUGUUUUAUCUGGUUCUCAUAGUGAUACGGUUUCUGUCCUUCCAAAAUCUGAGCACAUUCAGAGUUAUAAGCUCGUGCCCCUUGCCUCUGGUUUGCAACAGUUACCAAAAGUAACUGUUACCACGGUGAGAUAUUCAGCUGAAUUUCAGCCUUCUGCUGCUGCAUCCACUGUCUUUAUUUUUCCCUCUACACCUCAUUUUAAGAUGGCUGAUAGAGAGGACAAAAAGAUGGAGUCUGCGAAGGCUGGAUAGACCAAAUUGUGUAUAAUUUUUUCGUUGUUCAUAAGCAGAAUUAUAUAGUUCAUGGGCAGUAAUUACCAUAUAUGAUGCUUGUUUCAAUGCAUGAUUUUGUGGUGAGCUCUUGGAACACGACACAUCUUGGUAUAUUGCGACGCUAGUCACUAUUAUACCGCUGAAGGUUUCAGUUUUGGAUUAUGAUGAAGAUUCCCUUAGCAAUCACUUGUCGUAGAUGAUUGUUGGAGAUUAUGCAAACAGAAUUCAUGAGAUUUAAGGGUGUAACGUCAACUUCGUAUUUUCAAAUCUCAAAUAUUUACUUGAUGGAUUCGAGGUA
Messenger RNA from Carica papaya (papaya), 2851 nucleotides. The record is from RefSeq and is a predicted model, not a curated record. NCBI's taxonomy places the organism in Eukaryota, Viridiplantae, Streptophyta, Magnoliopsida, Brassicales, Caricaceae.